AUCGCUGAAAAAAUCUGAGUCAAUUAGUGGAGACCAAGUCUACGGUGCGUGCGGUUGAUCAAUAAUGUUGUGCCUGCUUUGGCUGGUGUCCGUUUGGGCCCUUUGCUGGGCCGGGACCCUUUCGGAGGAUCAGCUGAUACGCAUUCCUAUGCAGCUCCAGGCCUCAUUCAUGGCCACCCGGCGACAGCACCGAGCAGGAAAACAGUUGCUCUACGCCAAGUACAAUCUGGCCAACAGUGAGGCGUCGCAGAGCAGUAGCGGUGCCAGUGAGCCGCUGGACAAUCGAUUGAACCUUGAGUAUGCCGGUCCCAUCAGCAUUGGCACCCCCCGACAGCCCUUCAAUAUGCUGUUUGACACGGGAUCCGCUAAUCUGUGGGUGCCCAGUGCGGAGUGCUCGGCUAGGAAUGUGGCCUGCCAACACCAUCAUCGAUACAAUGCCUCUGCUUCGAGCAGCCAUGUGCCCGACGGUCGACGAUUCGCCAUCGCCUAUGGCACCGGCAGUCUAUCUGGCAGGCUGGCCCAGGACACGGUCUCUGUUGGGCGUCUGGUGGUGCAGAAUCAAACGUUCGGCAUGGCCAUCCAUGAGCCUGGCUCCACCUUUGUGGAUACCAACUUUGCGGGCAUUGUGGGUUUGGCUUUCCGUUCCAUUGCGGAGCAGCAGGCCACUCCGCUCUUCCAGAACAUGUGCGACCAGGGCUUGGUGAAUCAGUGCGUGUUCUCCUUUUACCUCAAGCGAAAUGGCAGCGCACAGCAGGGUGGCGAGCUGCUUUUCGGCGGCAUCGAUGCCAGCAGAUUCACGGCGCCACUUACCUACGUACCCCUCACCCAUGCCGGCUACUGGCAGUUUCAAAUGCAGAGAGUGGAAGUCGGUGGCAAGACCAUCAGCCAGGGGCGUCAGGCUAUAGUGGAUACUGGCACCUCGCUGCUGGCGGCCCCGCCGCGGGAGUAUUUGAUCAUCAAUAGCCUCCUCGGGGGUCUGCCCACGGCUAGUGGCGAGUACUUGCUCCGGUGCUCGGACAUCGGUCGCCUGCCGGAGAUUUUUUUCGUCAUUGGGGGCCAGCGCUUCGGGCUGCAGCCGAGGGACUACGUUAUGCAGGUGGCCAACGAUGACGGCUCCUCGGUGUGUCUGUCAGCCUUCACCUUGAUGGACGCGGACUUCUGGAUUCUUGGCGAUGUCUUCAUCGGGCGCUAUUACACGGCCUUCGAUGUGGCCCAGAGGCGGAUCGGCUUUGCCCCAGCCGCCUGAAUAACACGUUUUGACUUUUAUGAGUAAAAAUUUGUAGUUUUGUAUUUCAUUUCCUACAAAAUCGUGGCCACAAAAUGAACCAGAGAGAGAGAGAGUGGUAGAGAGAGAUAGAGAGUGUUAAAGAGAGUUAGUCAAGGGGUGACAUAUGGAGAACUAGAAACCAGUUUGCGGCGAAAACAGCUGACUAAGUCACGUUCAUUUUCGGCGAGCCCAUUGAAUAUAUUAGCCACGUUAUUCAUUCUUUUCGCUCUGGGGUGUAUUUUGUACACUCCGACCUGAUUCAAUUUGUUAUUUAACAAAGACACGUUUUAUUUUGCUACGAAUUCCCCCUAACUCGAUAGCGUUCUGUCAGAUAUAUUAUUUUUGAUUGUUUCCAAUCGCAGAGCACCUCCGUCGGCGAGCCCUCUCUAUUGCUCUACCAUACCAUAAAU
Drosophila miranda is the source of this 1677-nucleotide messenger RNA. RefSeq names its product lysosomal aspartic protease. Gene Ontology annotation, biological process: proteolysis; cell death. Lineage: Eukaryota; Metazoa; Arthropoda; Insecta; Diptera; Drosophilidae. The record is from RefSeq and is a predicted model, not a curated record. Gene Ontology annotation, molecular function: aspartic-type endopeptidase activity. The coding region runs from base 65 to 1246 and encodes 393 amino acids. Gene Ontology annotation, cellular component: lysosome. The transcript has a single exon.